Messenger RNA from Hemiscyllium ocellatum (epaulette shark), 2009 nucleotides. Its product is annotated as retinitis pigmentosa 1-like 1 protein. Bases 762 to 1850 code for a protein of 362 amino acids. The transcript is spliced from 2 exons. NCBI's taxonomy places the organism in Eukaryota, Metazoa, Chordata, Chondrichthyes, Orectolobiformes, Hemiscylliidae. The record is from RefSeq and is a predicted model, not a curated record.
AUUCGACUGCUCCAAGUGGUAAGACUUCAACUAGUUGUCAAGAUCCUUCAUGUGGUCAAUGUAAGAAAACAUCGUCUAGUCGUCAAGAUAAUUCGACUGCUCCAAGUGGCAAUGCUUCAUCUGGUUGUCAAGAUCCUUCAUGUGGUCAAUGUAAGAAAACAUCGUCUACUCGUCAAGAUAAUUCAACUGCUCCAAGUGGCAAUGCUUCAUCUGGUUGUCAAGAUCCUUCAUGUGGCCAAUGUAAGAAAACAUCAUCUAUUCGUCAGGAUAAUUCAACUGCUCCAAGUGGUAAGACUUCAACUAGCUGUCAAGAUCCUUCAUGUGGUCAGUGUAAGAAAACAUCGUCUACUCGUCAGGAUAAUUCGACUGCUCCAAGUGGCAAUGCUUCAUCUAGUUGUCAAGAUCCUUCAUGUGGUCAGUGUAAGACCUCAUCUACUGACCAGGAUAAUUCAACUGCUCCAAGUGGUAAGACUUCAUCUAGUUGUCAAGAUCCUUCAUGUGGUCAAUGUAAGAAGGCAUCAGCUACUUCAAAAAGCAGUGUUUCAUCCACUGGUCAAGAACAUUCAUGUGACCUCUGUAAAAAAGACUCAUCUCAGCAAGAAUCUAAUCCAUGUGCCGUCUGUAGUGAGUGUUCCCAAAAACCCUCUCAACAAGACUCAAGAAGUCCCCAAGAUCCUACACUGCAGUGUUUGUACAAAGCCCCAUCAUCUGCAUAUGGUGCAUCUACUGAUCCUUCUACAACAUUUAGUCCACAAAAUAGCAUGUGUAAGGCUGCACCAAGUCCUGGUGGAGGUAAUGGUGACACAUUACCCACCAACAGGCCCAUUUACAUGCAUCUUUCUACAAAAUGCUGCAUUGUGAACUAUAGUGAUUCAUCAACUUGUCUUGAGCCCAUAACUGUGUAUCAUGAAUCUACCAUUCAUCGAGUAUCAGAAAUACACUUUAGGGAUGAACCUGAAACAGGCAGUACUCAAUCUAAAGAUGAUGCUGCUGUAUGUUCUGCUGAUGGUACUGCAUCAAAGGGCAAAAAGGUUAAGGCAGCGUCACCUGCUCCUCCCUCUGAGGAAGACACUUCUUGUCAAAGCUCUACAGAUUCUGUAUGUGAGGGAGAAGGAGAAGCAAAGGAAAAACCAUCAGCCACUUGUGAAGGAGAUGCUGGUAUCCAGGACCCUGUAAUGAUUGAUGAAAGCUGCCCAAUGUACUCCAUAUUGCGUAAAGAUGAGAGCUCAGAGGGGAAGACAACAGAUCAAGAUGAAUCUUGCCCUGUAGAAGAGAGUUCUUCACAAACAGCAGAAGAGAAGACAGGAGAAACGGAUGACACUUGCCCUGGAGAAGAAAAGACAGGAGCAGCUGCAGCACAGAAGAAGGCAUCUGAGGAAGGUGAGUCUUGCCCUGUGGAAGCACCUUCAAAAACAGAAGAGGCUGCAGCAGAGGAAUCUUGCCCUGUAGAAGGAACUUCUUCAAAAACAGAAGAAGCUGCAAAGACUGAAGAGACGAAGAAAACUGACGAAGAUGAGUCAUGCCCUAGAGAAGAAAAUGUUUCUGAGGCGAAUGAGCAGGAGUUGCCUACAAUUGUUGACAAAGGCUUCAAACGGGUAAACUGCAGAAUUGAUGCAUUGGGGAGCAAGAUGGAUGGUCUGAUAGACAGCAUUAAAUCACUUGCUGAUGUUAUGAACAAAGAGGAUGAGAAACAAACCCGAGGGGAACAAGAGCCAAAACAAAAAUCACCACAAGCAUCACCAGAAUCGAAAUCACCAACAGCACCGUCUCCAAGAGCAACAACCCCAGAAGAGGCGACACCUGCAACAAAGUCGGCAGAAGAAGGGGAGGCAGAAACAAAAGCAGAAUAAAUGAUGGAACCAGGACAACAGUGCAAUCCAUACUCUUCUAACAUUUGUGAAGAGACACUGUGAGGUUGUGUCUUCUUAAAUAAAACACUCUCUAAGGAAAGCCUGAGACAGUAGUUACAUUAGUGAACCCUGGUACAUUAAAAAGAAACUUGUAAGAAU